AUGGGCGUGGUUGAAUCUCAACUGGGCUACAGACACAACGGAUAUUUUCCUCAGUCUGGGGCACUUCCUGGGGGCUUGGUUAGAUCCAGUUUUGGUUGUUUUAGCUCCGCCCACUAUGAUUUAGGCGACUCCCCUCCACCUUUUAACCCUUGCCUGUCUGUCUGUCUUCCUGUCUGUCUGCCUGUCUGUCCUCAGACUGUAUACCCCUCCAGACGCUGCACCCACACAGAUGACUCCGCCCUCUUUAUGGGAGAGGACCGGGCCGCUCUCUCUCCUACAGCCAAUCAGUCGCCUUCCUACCCGAGCCCCGGGGGCGUGGCCUCCUGCCGGACCAAUCAGAGGCCGGAGAGCGUCCUGUUCCGCCUUGGGCAGAAAGAGGAGCGGAGGAAAGGUGAGGCGUCUCCUCUGUCUUAA
Messenger RNA from Notothenia coriiceps (black rockcod), 414 nucleotides. RefSeq names its product leucine-rich repeat and calponin homology domain-containing protein 3-like. NCBI's taxonomy places the organism in Eukaryota, Metazoa, Chordata, Actinopteri, Perciformes, Nototheniidae. The transcript is spliced from 5 exons. Bases 1 to 414 code for a protein of 137 amino acids. The record is from RefSeq and is a predicted model, not a curated record.